This is a messenger RNA of Rhopalosiphum maidis (corn leaf aphid), 1958 nucleotides long. RefSeq names its product UDP-glucuronosyltransferase 2C1-like. The transcript has 4 exons. NCBI's taxonomy places the organism in Eukaryota, Metazoa, Arthropoda, Insecta, Hemiptera, Aphididae. Gene Ontology annotation, molecular function: UDP-glycosyltransferase activity. The coding region runs from base 140 to 1858 and encodes 572 amino acids. The record is from RefSeq and is a predicted model, not a curated record.
CUUGAUUGGAAUAAGUAGAAGGGAAAAGUCCAGUGUCCAAAAAUAAUAAUCAGCGUAUUAUCAUUAUGCAAACUAUACCGUCGUCGAACACGUUCAGUACAUAAAAAAUAUGCUUUGACGACGGUAAAGCACACGCCGCAUGCCAUCAACUAUAUAUACUCUAACGCUCGUAGCAUAUUACACAGUAAACGAUUGUACAGAACUGGACGGUGUUUACCGAAUCGGUCGCAGAACCGUUCACAAACAAAUAGUUAUAUCCUAUUUUAAAGGUUACGAUUACACAACAGUCAUGACCAGACGACCGUCGUGGUGUGGACUCGCGGCCGUUUGCCUGCUGGUGGCUAUUGCGGGUUGGCCGCGGCCCGUGGACGCGGCCCGCGUGCUGGCAGUCGAGACGGUGGCCGCCAAGAGCCACUGGAACGUCAUGAAAGGCGUGCUGCACGCGUUGGUUGGCCGCGGCCACACGGUGAAGGUUUACACGCCGUUCCCGGACCACGGGACGCCACCGACCGACAACUAUACGGAGGUGGAGACGUCCGCCCAUUACCACAUUGGCGAUACGGACGAGACCGCGUCGGCUGUCAACAUGAAUGCCACCGCGGUGGUGCCGCUGUUCGCCCGGACGUCGUUCAUGGUGCCAUUCAUCGUCAACUCUAGCCGUCUCGUGUGCGACAUCAUGGACCGAUUCCUGUCGCGGGACGUCGGCGCCUACGACCUGUUCAUCACUGAACCGCUGGGCAGCGACUGCGUGUCGCACGCGGCACGGCGGCUCGGCGUUCCGCUCGUCUACGUCUUUCCCGCGCCCCUGCUGCCCUGGAUCGAGACGGCCGCGUUCGGCCACUACUCCAACCCGGCGGCCGUGCCGCACCUGUUCGCAGCGUACGCGGUGCCCGACACGUUCUACCGGCGACUGCACAGCGCGGCCAUGCACCUGUACACGGUGGUCGCCAACUACUGGUACACGGCGACCGCGGCCGCCGUCGAACGUCGGCCCUACGACCUCGCGCCGCCCGUCAUACCCGCCCUGGUUUUCGUCAACACACACCACGUGACCGAACCACCCAGACCCGUGCCGGCGAACCGCGUGGACGUCGGCGGCAUACAUUUGACCGCACCCCGACCGCUGCCGGCCGAUAUUUUAAAAUUUAUCGAGGAAUCGCCAAACGGAAUUAUUUACUUUACAUUUGGUACCGUAGUCGCACUAUCAACAAUGCCGGACCAUAUUCAAAAUAUUUUCAAAGACGCAUUAGCUGAAGUUCCUCAAAGAGUAUUGCUGAAAUAUGAAGGAGAAAUGAAGGAUAAACCAAAAAAUGUGAUGACAAGCAAAUGGUUGCCUCAACGAGAUAUACUGAAGCAUCCAAAUGUAAAGUUAUUUAUCGGCCAUGGAGGUAUAUCGGGAGUCUACGAAGCUGUGGACGCCGGCGUCCCAAUCCUAGGAUUCCCUUUGUUCUAUGAUCAACCAAGAAAUAUGGCAAAUUUGGUUGAUGCAGGUAUGGCGUUGUCAUUUGAUUUGUUUUCAGUAACCAAAAAUACACUUUUAAGUGCUAUCAAUGAAAUUAUCAACAAUGAAACGUAUUCAAAAAAUGCUAAAAUUGUUUCUGAUAGAUUUAAAGACCGACCAAUGUCGCCGGCCGAUUCGGUCGUUUACUGGACGGAAUAUAUUAUUCGUCACAAAGGUGCACCGCACUUGAGAUCUCACGCACUUAAUUUAACAUGGUAUCAAUAUUUUUUACUGGACGUUGUAGCAGUUGUAUUAUUAAUAAUUGUAUCGGUUUUUUACACUGCGUUGAAAACAUUGCAAAUGAUAAACAAAAUUAUUUUUAAACCAUCAUCAAAAUCGAAAUCAAAACCGGAUUAAUAAUGAAUUAUAAGGAUAAGGAAAGUUUGUGUUUUAAAAUACAAUGUAUUGAUAUUAUAUAAACAUUAAACAAGUUUAUAAAAACCAAAUAUUUUAAAUA